CGUGGCAGCCGCUGGAGCUGCCGACGAGGAGCGAGGCAGGCCGCCGGGCACUUCCUGUGGAGGCCGCAGCGGGCGCGGGCGCGGGCGCGGGCGCCGAGAGGCCGAACGCCAAGCGAGCGAGCGAGAGAGCCGAGCCUCCCGCCGCCGCCAUGGGCCAGAACGACCUGAUGGGCACGGCCGAGGACUUCGCCGACCAGUUCCUCCGAGUCACGAAGCAGUACCUGCCGCACGUGGCGCGCCUGUGCCUGAUCAGCACGUUCCUGGAGGACGGGGUCCGCAUGUGGUUCCAGUGGGGCGAGCAGCGGGACUACAUCGACAGCACGUGGGGCUGCGGCUACCUGCUGGCCUCCUCCUUCGUGUUCCUCAACCUGCUGGGCCAGCUGACUGGCUGCAUCCUCGUGUUGAGCAGGAACUUCGUGCAGUACGCCUGCUUCGGGCUCUUCGGAAUCAUAGCCCUACAGACGAUUGCCUACAGCAUUUUAUGGGACUUGAAGUUUUUGAUGAGGAACCUGGCCCUGGGAGGCGGCUUGUUGCUGCUCUUAGCGGAGUCCCGUUCAGAGGGGAAGAGCAUGUUUGCGGGCGUCCCCACCAUGCGCGAGAGCUCCCCCAAACAGUACAUGCAGCUCGGGGGCAGGGUCCUGCUGGUCUUGAUGUUCAUGACCCUCCUGCACUUCGACGCCAGCUUCUUCUCUAUUCUCCAGAACAUCGUGGGCACGGCGCUGAUGAUCUUAGUGGCCAUCGGCUUCAAAACCAAGCUGGCUGCCUUGACUCUGGUCGUCUGGCUGUUCGCCAUCAACGUGUAUUUCAACGCCUUCUGGACCAUUCCUGUCUACAAGCCCAUGCACGACUUUCUCAAGUACGACUUCUUCCAGACCAUGUCGGUGAUCGGGGGCUUGCUCCUGGUGGUGGCUCUGGGCCCCGGCGGCGUCUCCAUGGACGAGAAGAAGAAAGAGUGGUAACAGACCCCUGCCUGGCUAAGACCCGUGGCCACGGAGGACCGGUUCGGGAUGGAUUCGACAAAACUGCCAGCAUUUAUGUCCUCUUCCCUCCCCUCCCUUGGUAAAGGCACAGAUGUUUUGAGAACUUUAUUUGCAGACACCUGAAAAUUGAUGGCUAAAUCUGCUCUGGACCCACAACCUGGUCGCUGACCAUUCAGAGCUGGCCGGCCGGUUAGCUCCUCCCUCCCCAAGGCGAGGCCUUCGCUUCCUGGCGCAGCUGGGGUGGCUGGGGCCUCUGUCCUCUUUUUGUUUCUCUUCUUUGGGUGGUGGGGGGCCUUUGAGCUGUACUGUGAGCAGAUACAUCUGUGUACCAUUCAAAGCAGUCUCCCUCUUAUUUUUUUAAAAGUUUACGUUUUUAGCUAAAACUACUAAAUGAUUUGGGAUGGCCCAGCCAAACAUCAAACACACUGUCAAAUUCCCUGGUUUAAAAUCGAGUCAGUGGCUUCCACGCUGUUUCUGCCCUGCCCUGUUAACACUUUACAGGGACAGUGAAAACACCUAGAGAAACUCAACCCCCCCCAAAGAAUGAAGCAUUCUAUUAGAGGGGCAACGGUUCAUGGUGCAAGUCGUUGAUUAAUCAGAAAAUUGGCUCGGACUGCUGCCGCUUUUUUAUGGGGUCACACCCCAGGAGCUUAAGUGGCUCAAGGUGGGGUUGGGCAUACUAGAAGUCCUAGGGUAGACGGCCCGGAGCCUGCAGGGACCCGCAUGCCCGCAGGCCUGGCUGUGGGGCAGGGCAGUGACAGCGUCGGCUCGCAGACCAGUUACCUCACACUUGACCUUGUGCAGCCUGCGGAAGCCACGGGCAGAGCUGGCCCUGGCCCUGGCCGAUGCCCGCCCGGUGUUUCUUUGGAUUGGGGAUUCUCCCAGGCUGUGCAGCCACGACUUACCUUUUCAUGAGGCUGUUGCUUGCUCAGAUCGUCUAUUUGCUAUGCUGAAUGCAGCCCAGAUUCCUUUUUACGAUUUGUGAUGCCUUACCGGUUGGAUCUGACUCCUGUAUUUCAAGUUUUCUAACAUUGCCUUACACUGCGUUUCUCUUCUUGGGGGGUGAGUGCCCGUUAGUUCUCCACUCGUCCUCGUGUAGUGGAGGCCACCAGGGGAGUCGGCACUUGUCUGUGCCCCUGUUGUCUUCUCCCUGGUCCUUCGGGGGCAGGCUGACUUGGCCAGCCUGACCAGACGCGGAACGAGGGCCCAGAGGCCGGUCAACCAGGCCUCGGGGCUUGUCUUUCCUCUGGUUGUCAGCUAGGUGUGCAGGCCUGAGUGCCACCCCGUCCUGAGCCAGGCUCCAUGCUCACCUUCCAGACCGGAGCCAGGGUGAGGUGUGGAGACCUCAUGUCCCCAGUUGACUUCACGGGUACGGUGAGGCCACCUUUUGUCCAGCAAAUCUCUGAGACCUGUACUUGGCUCUGCUGCUGGACCCA
Rhinolophus ferrumequinum (greater horseshoe bat) is the source of this 2416-nucleotide messenger RNA. It is a transcript of the gene SURF4, whose product is annotated as surfeit 4. Gene Ontology annotation, biological process: Golgi organization. The transcript is spliced from 6 exons. Bases 150 to 959 code for a protein of 269 amino acids. Gene Ontology annotation, cellular component: endoplasmic reticulum-Golgi intermediate compartment; endoplasmic reticulum; membrane. The record is from RefSeq and is a predicted model, not a curated record. Lineage: Eukaryota; Metazoa; Chordata; Mammalia; Chiroptera; Rhinolophidae.